Molecule: messenger RNA, 2707 nt
Organism: Rhea pennata
Lineage: Eukaryota; Metazoa; Chordata; Aves; Rheiformes; Rheidae
Gene: LPAR1
Product: lysophosphatidic acid receptor 1
Exons: 5
Coding region: 185-1324 (379 amino acids)
Biological process (GO): regulation of metabolic process; phospholipase C-activating G protein-coupled receptor signaling pathway; neurogenesis
Cellular component (GO): cytoplasm; plasma membrane
Molecular function (GO): lysophosphatidic acid receptor activity
Source: RefSeq, a predicted model, not a curated record
CGCCGGCGGCGGCGGCGGCGCCGCGCUCCCUCCAGCCGCGCUGCGCGCCCGCGGAGCCCCGCGCAGCCCCGCAGGAACAAAUGCCAGCAUGACUAGGAUCUGAGCAAGCAUCUCCUUACUCCUACCACGGCUUUGCAGCUGCAGAGGAGGGGUGCCACAGACAGCUGGGGCAUUUUGAGAUACCAUGGAUGUCCCCACUGAUUUGGUGCUAUCCUCCAUGAUGUCGCAACCAGAGGUGAUUGAGUCCACAGCCAUGAGUGAACCACAGUGCUACUACAAUGAAACCAUUGCCUUCUUUUAUAACCGGAGUGGAAAAUAUCUAGCCACUGAAUGGAACACUGUCAGCAAGCUUGUAAUGGGCCUGGGGAUUACCGUCUGCAUCUUCAUAAUGCUGGCCAACCUCUUAGUUAUGGUGGCUAUUUAUGUCAACCGCCGAUUCCACUUUCCUAUUUAUUACUUAAUGGCCAACUUAGCUGCUGCAGACUUUUUUGCAGGUCUGGCCUACUUUUACUUAAUGUUUAACACAGGACCCAACACUAGAAGAUUGACUGUAAGCACCUGGCUUCUCCGUCAGGGUCUCAUUGACACUAGCCUGACAGCCUCUGUAGCCAACUUGUUGGCCAUUGCUAUCGAGCGGCACAUUACAGUCUUCCGUAUGCAGCUACAUACUCGGAUGAGCAACCGGCGAGUGGUGGUCGUAAUUGUUGUUAUCUGGACGAUGGCCAUUGUAAUGGGUGCCAUACCAAGUGUCGGCUGGAACUGUAUUUGUGAUAUCACUCACUGCUCCAACAUGGCACCGCUCUAUAGUGACUCCUACCUGGUCUUCUGGGCUAUUUUCAACCUGGUCACUUUCGUGGUCAUGGUAGUCCUGUAUGCUCAUAUCUUUGGGUAUGUCCGCCAAAGGACUAUGAGAAUGUCCAGGCACAGUUCUGGACCCCGCAGGAACCGGGACACCAUGAUGAGUCUCCUGAAGACUGUGGUCAUUGUACUUGGUGCUUUUAUCAUCUGCUGGACCCCAGGAUUAGUCUUGCUGCUCCUUGAUGUUUGCUGUCCCCAGUGUAACGUCCUUGCCUAUGAAAAAUUCUUCCUGCUCCUGGCUGAAUUCAACUCUGCCAUGAAUCCCAUCAUCUACUCCUACCGGGACAAGGAGAUGAGUGCUACCUUCAAGCAAAUCCUGUGCUGCCAGCGCAGCGAGAGCGCCAACGGCCCCACCGAAGGCUCUGACCGCUCCGCCUCCUCCCUCAACCACACCAUCCUGGCUGGCGUGCACAGCAACGAUCACUCCGUGGUGAAGCCCUCCCCUCCUACAAGAUCCGCCUUGUAGGCAGAACAGGCCUUGCUAUAAGCUCUUUGAUUUCUACUUUCAAAAAGUAGAAAGCAGAUGCCUUGCAAUGGAGUUCAUAGGUAGCCCUUGGAAAGCCUUGUUUAGACUACGCUAACUAGACUUUGCCAGAUUAUGCUGCAUCCUGGUGCCAGUUGGAAUCAGCUCUGAUUAAUUAAGCUUAUACCUGCUUCACUGCAUUUACAUGUAGCCACUUAGUCUUUAAAAAAAAAACAAAGGGAAAAUGAAAAAGGGGAUAAAAGUAAGCUUUUCAUUUAAUAGAUAUGUAAUAUUUAUCACCAUCAGCAUGCUCAUGGUGAACAUUUUCUGUGCAGGGAGUAAAACUGUGCUCUAGUCUUCAUACUCUUAGCCACACUGCCGUAACUACAGUAAAAAAAAAAUUAUUUUUCGUAAUGCAAGCAACAGGAAGAUGAUGGAAAUUCUGACACACUUCUUAACUUCAUUACUGGUGUUAGAGAGCAUGCAUGUUCUGUGUGUAUGCAGAAUGUUUUAAUUAUAUAUAUAUAAAAAAAAGCUCAUUGUAGAGUCUGCAGGAAAGUAGAAAAACAUAGACUGUAUUCCAGUGUUUGUUUAGAUUAUGAAAUAAACAAUACUCUAGUCACAAGAUAUUUAACGUUCUUCUUUGAAGUGUGGUAUGAAAUAUGUAAUGUGUAGGGGUCCCAGGUUUUUCUUGGACAAGUUCUUAAAGUAAGAUACAUCUCUAAGGCUCUUAAAGGGCUACAGUCAUGUUGGUAUGUUAAAAAAUGUAUUUAUGGUGUUGGAAUGCUAUUCUUUUUCAUAAUGGAGUGCAAGGGGAUUUUUAUUCAUGAUGGAGUGCAAGGGGAUUUUUUAGGUGAAAAAUGUUUACUUUUUUAUGGAACUUUUUUGUAAUUAAAAAAACCCAACUUCUAUGGAUUUUUGCACUGAGAGAUAUUUGUAGGGUAUCUUUUAAAUUAUUUACCCUUCACGUCAAAAGCAGUGGACUACUUGGAACCAAGGUACAAUUUUAUUUUAUAAAGUCAAGACCAAAUAUGUAAUAGUCCAUUGCCAAUGACUGAACAAUUCUAGAUGUAAUGCACAGACAUACACAUCAUUAUGGCAAGCUGUGCUAACAUACGGGUUUUUUCGUAUGUAGCUACUUUGAAGAGAAAUGCCACUCAUUUGAAUCUCAACUCCCAAGAAUCAGUGAUGUUAAUUACAAUUCCUUGAUAGGAAUAAAUGUGAGCAAAGAUGGGAUCUUGCAAAUAAAGAACUUGGGACCUUUCUCUGGGAAACUGCAUGCAUGUAAAGUGUUUUCCUAACAAUGUAAAAUGUAUCAACAGUAAAAUCCUAAGACCGUUUUCCAUAUUGUUAUAUGCUUCUUUAAUAAAAAAUUUUUGAGGUGUU